CCGAUCUUUUUCUCCAAGAGGCCACAAUGUCUAUGGAAUUAGCAAAUUAUCAGACCAGUGAAAGGUCGCCCCUUCCCGUGGUUAUUAUUGGUAAUGGCCCAUCAGGGAUUUGUCUGUCCUACUUAUUGUCUGGAUAUACUCCAUAUGUGAAAGAGGGAGCUGUUCAUCCCAAUCCAUUGUUACAAAGGAAACUAGAAGAAUUCCCUCAUGUUCCUAUCACACAACAGGAUUUGGAGUAUUUGUCUGAGGGUUUGGAAGGACGCUCCAGCAGCCCAGCCGCUCUGCUGUUUGACACUCUGCUCAGACCUGACACUGAUUUUCUUGGAGAUGUGGAAUCUGUGCUGAGCUGGACUCUAGAGCCAGAGAGAGCAAUUCCUCACUUGGUUCUGGGGAGAGGACCACCAGGAGGCGCUUGGAAUGCCAUUGCGGGAUCCAUGAUUACUCUAAGCCGCGGGGACUGGAUGGGCCUGCCUGAUCUUUCAUUUCAAGACUGGAUGAGGAUGAAAAGGAGGAACCUCCGAAAUGAUAGGUCCACUGCAGGCGACAUCUUGAACUAUUACCAAUACUAUGUAAAGAAUAAAAUACUUCAGAACAACUUUGUCUCAGGGGCUGUUGUCAACUCUGUUGUAAGAAUGAACGAAAGUGAGGAGCAUUUACCAGAGAACAAGAGCAUCUUCCAAGUGAGUGGCUUCAUCAAGAACAAUUCAGGAAUCAAACAGAAUUUCUGUGUCUAUGCAAAGAAUGUGGUUCUGGCCACAGGAACAUAUGAUAGCCCUUUAAAAUUGAGUAUCCAAGGAGAAGAUCUUCCUUUUGUGUCCCACCAGAUCUCUGCUCUUGAAGAGGCUGUGAAGACAAAAAAAGUCCACCAAGACUCAGACCCAGUACUGAUCAUAGGCGCAGGGCUGACAGCUGCAGAUGCCAUUCUGUUAGCGCAUCACUACAACAUCCCCGUAAUUCAUGCCUUUAGAAGACGGGUUAAUGACCCAGGACUCAUUUUCAACCAGUUACCUCAGGUUAUGUACCCAGAGUACCAUAAGGUGUACCAAAUGAUGAAAGAACAAUCUGUCUUUCAAGGUGGACCAUAUGAAGGUUACAUGAGCCUUCCUGAGCACCAUGCAGUCUGCUUUAAUGAUAACAAGAAAUGUAUCUUCAGGGAUAAAUGUGGACAACACAAGGCAUUCAGUGUCUCCAUGAUCCUAAUUCUUAUUGGUUCCAAACCUAACUUGUCUUUCCUUCCAAACAAUGGCAAGUACCUAUCUCUGGACACCGAGCAGCCAUUCAGCUCUAAAAGGAACCCACUGGAGAUCGAUCCAUUCACCUAUGAGUGCUUACAGGAGAAAGGCCUGUAUGCAGUUGGACCUCUGGCUGGUGACUAUUUUGUACGUUUUGUCCAAGGAGGCGCUUUAGCUGUUGCCAACUCUCUGCUGAAAUCUCAGAGGAGACCUCCUUAAUAUUAAACAUGUUGUUUUGUAAUACCAAGAGCUGUAUCACAUCUCAGCCAUAGCACUGGCAAAAAAGACAUUCUAGUGUGCAAUAAGACACAAGCAGAAUGCCCUAGCCAGCACUACAGCCAGCCAAAUGCAAAUCAUUCCACCUUAGAUGAAGGCACUUAUGCUGCUGUUGUUUUUUCACUUUAGAUCAGCAAUGCAUUGAUAUUUAUAAGC
Molecule: messenger RNA, 1664 nt
Organism: Nanorana parkeri
Lineage: Eukaryota; Metazoa; Chordata; Amphibia; Anura; Dicroglossidae
Gene: OSGIN1
Product: oxidative stress induced growth inhibitor 1
Exons: 5
Coding region: 27-1451 (474 amino acids)
Molecular function (GO): oxidoreductase activity
Source: RefSeq, a predicted model, not a curated record